AUGGACGCGAUACUGGCAGCGCUCGUCGCUCUCAUGGCACUGGCCGCCGCGAUGGCCGCCGUGCUCAGUACACUCUCUAAGGCGGCGAUAUUCGUCAUCCUUGCCGUAGCGCCCUGCGUCUACCGAUAUAGGAGGCACAUUUACGUGUUCAUCAAAACACUGCCGAGAGACUGCAAAUUCUUAUGGCGUUACGCCAAUGGUAUGAUCAGGUCGAAGAGAUGGGGCCGUCAGGAUGCGACGGUGGCGGAGCUGUUCACGCGGCGUGCCCUCAAGAACCCGGACGCUCCAUGCUUCUUUGUCGUCGGUGACCGCGACUGGACCUUCGGAGAGAUGGCCGCUAACUCUAACAAGGUAGCUCGAGUGAUGCAAGAGCACAUGGGCCUGAAGCGUGGAGACGUGGUGUGCGUGUUCAUGCCCAACUGUGGGGAGUAUGUCUGGACUUGGCUGGGCAUGGCCAAGCUGGGCGCCGUGUCUGCCCUCAUCAACAGCAACCUGCGCCAUAAGCCGCUGCUGCACUGCAUCCAGGUCGCCAAGGCAAAGGCUAUCGUCUUCUCCGACCAGCUUGCUGACGCAAUAUCCGAAGUCCGCGAUCAGCUGCCGGAAAGCUUGAAGCUGUUCCAGCUGUACGGAGAGUGUUCCCCUGGAGUGCUGGACCUGGCUGCGGAGAUGGAGAGGCAUCCUCCGGAGUAUCCCAUCGUGACUGACAAGCCACGGUACAAGGAUACGCUGCUCUACAUCUACACUUCUGGCACCACCGGCAUGCCCAAGUCUGCUAUACUGCCCAAUUCUAAGUAUCUCCUGGUGGUUGUGGCGACGGUGCACAUGUUGGGUCUGAAGAAGUCGGACCGCAUGUACAACCCGCUGCCUCUGUACCACAUGGCGGGCGGGCUGGUGGGCACGGGGGCUGCCCUAGUGGACGGCAUCCCUUCAGUACUGCGCGCCAAGUUCUCUGCGUCCAACUACUGGACUGAUUGCAUCAAGUAUGACUGCACGGUGGCUCAAUACAUCGGCGAGAUGUGUCGCUACCUGCUGGCGCAGCCCCCGCGGCCGACGGACGCGCAGCACCGCGUGCGCAUCAUGGUCGGCAACGGGAUGAGGUCCGCCAUCUGGCAGCAGAUUGUCGACAGGUUCAAAGUGCCUCAGAUAAACGAGAUAUACGGAGCGACGGAGGGCAACGCCAAUAUAAUAAACGUGGACAACACGGUGGGUGCGGUUGGUUUCCUGCCGAAGUUGGUCCCGACGAGCCUGCACCCCAUCGCGCUGGUGAAGGCGGACGAGACCGGCACGCUGCUGCGCGGAGACGACGGAUACUGCAUACGGUGCAAGCCACAUGAGCCGGGCAUGUUCAUUGGGCUGAUCGCUCAGGGCAAUGCUUCGCGGGAAUACUACGGAUACGUCGAUAAGGACGAUAGUAACAAGAAGUUAGUCCGCAACGUGUUCUGUAAGGGCGACGCGGCCUUCGUAUCCGGUGAUAUCCUGGUGGCUGACGAGCUCGGCUACCUCUACUUCAGAGACCGCACCGGGGACACUUACAAGUGGAAAGGAGAGAACGUUGCUACCGCAGAGGUCGAGAACGCCAUGUCACCCAGCCUGCAACAGAAGGCCUGCGUCGUUUAUGGUGUUUCUAUCCCGCAGACGGAGGGUCGCGCCGGCAUGGCAUGUAUAGCGGACCCGGCGCGCGCGCUGCCGCUGUCCCGGCUGGCGCGCGACCUCGACGACUCGCUGCCGUCCUACGCGCGCCCGCUCUUCCUCAGGAUCAUCAAUGAUAUUGAGAUCACUGGCACGUUCAAGCUGAAGAAACUGCAGUAUCAGAAGGAAGGCUUCGACCCGGAGGUGAUCAAGGACCCGCUGUACUUCCGACUCGGAGCAGACUUCGUGCCCAUCACACCACAGCUCUACACCGACAUCUGCACAGGGAAGAUCAAACUGUAG
This is a messenger RNA of Spodoptera littoralis (African cotton leafworm), 1932 nucleotides long. Lineage: Eukaryota; Metazoa; Arthropoda; Insecta; Lepidoptera; Noctuidae. The record is from the annotation of a GenBank genome assembly.